AUGAUACUAACUAAACGAUCUAAUUUUUUUAUUACAGCACCCGAAUCUGGUAUAUAUCAGUUUGAUAUUCAAAAUGUUGAUGAUGGUGUUAUGGCCUUCAUAGGUACUUCUGCUUAUGAUUGUUGCACGGGCAACCUAACACCUGGCAGUACCACCCCUUUGAUAUUUUCAUCCAAAGCCUUUAAUUCCGAUGAUCCCACACAAGUUUCAUCAUGGGUUUACUUAGAAGCAGGUUCUCUAUAUCCUUUCAGAGUUGUCUACCUCAAUGCCAUUUCCGCUGGGUCUAUGAAUUUUCAGGUCACUACCCCUUCAGGUUCUUCAGGUGAUGUUGGUAACUAUCUGUAUCAGGUAUCAUCUUCUCCAAACAAUUGUACACCGCAGGUUGUCAGUACUACAUUUGUUACUUCUACAAGUUGGGUCACUUCUGGAUCAGCUUCGAAAACAGUGAGCUAUGUUACAACUGAUGCUAGUGGGUCUUCGAUUGUUGUUGAAGAAAUCAUAUAUCCAUCUAAUAUUGCAACUACAACAAUUUAUCAUCAAGGUUCGUAUACGGAUUCCCAUACCUAUACUACAACGGGCUAUAUAUCUUAUCAAGGUGGACUGGUUCCCGGCCAAAUUGUUAGUAUUGACAUACCACCAUAUUCAACAACCUUAAUCCCUUACUAUACUCAAAAUACAAGAUAUACAAUAACGAGACUUGUUGGUACCUCAACUGUUGUCCAAGUUUUCAUUCAAGUUCCACAGACUAGUUAUAUCGCCGGUGAUUAUAACACUUUAUCGACCACUGUUUCUACUGGUGCUUCUACAACAGUUAAAUAUGUUUAUGGACCACCAUUAUCAACAGUAAUAACUUAUCCAGACAAUUACGCCCCAACAAUGUCCCCUUACCCUACAGUAAUAGGUACCAGUUGGGUACUCAUGUCUCCUGCCUCCAUCUUCAAAGAACGGUCAACUUGGGCUAGGGCAUCCGGAGCAACCUAUACAACGUACACAGUUACCACAGUCAAUGGUGUUGCAACUACUAGCUCAUAUAUCCAAGAGUAUAUUGUCAGCAGAUCAACAACUGUCUUUUACACUGGUACAAACCAGCCAUAUCAGGCUCCACCAUCUUUAAUUGUUACCUCCACGGACUCGGAUGGUAAUCUCUAUGGUUAUUCACAAAUUUACUUCUAUUAUCCAGGAAGAGGUACUCAUUUUAUUACCGGUGCAACACCAACAACUAGAACAACAACGAGUGGAAAUUCAUCUUGGUUGGAAAUUGUUGGUACUUUUCCGACAACUUAUAGCUUCUGGGGAAGCUCGUAUGCUACAACUACUUCAUACUACUACAAUUCGGAAAUUUCAGAUUGGGAAAUGAUCAACGUGUAUCCAUCUCCAACAUCUGUUUACUCUCUCUACACUGGGUCCACAACGUCUACAGUGACACAAGCGAUUGUUGCACAGGGGAAGACUACUGGAUACGAAGUGGUUCUUUAUAUUCCUUAUUAUGCCACAUCUUAUUCGUUUAUCACAGGCACUAGCUAUCAGACUAUUUCAACAGGUUCAGUAAUAACCAACAGCCUUGGUGAAGUUACAACAUCUACCUAUGUUUACAUAGUCAGGCCUCCAUUUCCAACAGUUACCACUACUUGGGGUUCUACAUUCAAUACAACAAGAUUUGAACAGGUGACAAUUACAGGAAAAGACGGAAGUCCAAUUACCACAACUAACGAAAUUAUAUAUAUUGGAACAACUUAUCCUCCUUCCAUUGUAUCAAGUACUCCUUUAAGCUCCAGAUUCACAUCCAACACUUUAAUUUCGGCAUCAUCUAGUACACCAUCUAGUACACCAUCUAGUACACCAUCUAGUACACCAUCAAGUACACCAUCAAGUACACCAUCAAGUACACCAUCAAGUACACCAUCUAGCACACCCUCAAGUGCACCAUCUAGCACACCCUCAAGUGCACCAUCAAGUGCACCCUCAAGUGCACCAUCAAGUGUACCAUCCAGCACACCAUCAAAUGCAUCAUCAAGUGUACCAUCUAGCACACCAUCAAAUGCACCAUCAAGUGCAUCAAGUGCACCAUCAAGUGCAUCAAAAGCAUCAAGUGCACCAUCAAGUACACCAUCAAGUGCACCAUCUAGCACACCAUCAAGUGCAUCAUCAAGUGCACCAUCAAGUGCACCAUCAAGUGUACCAUCCAGCACACCAUCAAAUGCACCAUCAAGUGUACCAUCUAGCACACCAUCAAAUACGCCAUCUAGUACACUAUCUAGUACAAAAUUAACAACUACUUUAUCGUCACUACAACCAUUCAGCCAAUCAACUUCUGCAUCCACUUCUACAACUCCUGCAAUAGUUCCAAGCGCUUUGGCUAGUUCAUCGAGUUUAUCCUUCCUUUCAACUUUACCUAACAGAACAGGAGGAAUUUCAUCUUCAGAUACAUCUAGCUCCAGUAUUAGCCUGACUGAUACUACUAGCAUUAGUAUUUUAACCAGUACCACAGGCGGAAUUACUAGUGUUAUACCAAGCGCUCUUUCUUCAUCAAUUGAGCCUACAAACAGUUUAACAAGUGAAACUCAGACCCUAUUUACUACUACAGCAGUAACAACAGAAAACUCAGAAUGUUCAAUCUCAACCGUUGUUAUUUCCUCAACGACUGUUAUCUCUGGCACCGGCAAUGUCGAAGUUGUAACUAGUAUUUUCACUCCGCCAGUUUCAUGCUUGACAUCGUUUACUACUUUUUCAACAACCACUGAUGCUACGAACUGUAGUGCAUCCACUGGAACUACCACAACUACGUUUGUGGGUACUGACUCCAUAACUACUGUGUCAGUCGACAUUAUUGUUUCUACCCCAGUUGACACGUGCACCCAAAGCUCAGCUGUAAUAUCCACCACUCCAAGCAACGCUUUCACCACCAUCACUACAACUGAAAAUAGUCUCUGUGAAUUUACUACAAUCACAUACACUAUUCCCCAGAGUGUGGGAAUGGUAACCAGCGUUGAAGUGAUUGUUGCAACUCCACCACCAACAUGUAAUGUGUAUGUUACAACUGAAGCAGGCUCAAGGUGUGACACUACUGUGUCUUACACUACUUUCAUUGGUACCACCAACUUAGAAGGCGGCUAUGUUAAUGGUACAUUGGUUGUUGUUGAAACACCACCUUAUUCUUGUUUACCAACAACCACAAGUAGUACAGGGUCUGAUUCAAGUGAGCCAACCUCAACCUAUACUCCUUCUGUUACCUCAUCAGUCCCACAGUCAACGCCAUCAAUUACAACAAGUGAGACGGAGACGGCAGUAGUUACAGUUACAAGUUGUUCCGAUAACAAGUGUCAUAUCAGUGAGGUUACGGUCACGGACACCUCGACAGAGACAACCUGUCCGGAGUCGUCUCAACUAAAUGAUACAACUAAACCAACUAACUCAGGCACCGCUGCCCCUGAAGUGACCAGAACAGAGCCACAAGCACAUUCUCAAACUGAGACAACUCCGACAAGUACACCGGAUAAUCCAGAUACUACAAAUACACCGCCAGAAACAUCUGGAUCCGCGGGAACACCAGCACCACCAUUAACAUCUGUUUUACCAGCACCACCUUCAACGACGGCUACACCGUCAGCUUCACAAACUUCAUCAACACCAAUAAACCCACCAUCGACUGAAACCCAUCCAAGCGAUACGGGUAAUCCUAGCUCUACGAAGGGAUCCUCUGAAGCACCCGUUCCAGGACAUUCUGCAACUACACUCACCCAACAACAACCCCCUUUCCCUGCUCCAAGUAGUGCGUCACCUAGCGUUUCUACUCCAGAAGUUUCGGAAGGCUCCAUAUAUUCCGGGUUGGCAGGACAAAUCACGGCCAAUGGCGUCGGUAUAAGCAUUGCUCUUCUCAUUUCUGCAAUCUUGCACAUUUAA
Molecule: messenger RNA, 3900 nt
Organism: Pichia kudriavzevii
Lineage: Eukaryota; Fungi; Ascomycota; Pichiomycetes; Pichiales; Pichiaceae
Exons: 1
Coding region: 1-3900 (1299 amino acids)
Source: RefSeq, a predicted model, not a curated record